AUGUUGACCGCAGGACGGUCAUGGAAAGUCUUGGUACAACACUUCGUGAUAACUUUUGUAUUGGCAGGCUUUGCGCAAUCCUCUCAGCAUGAUCAGCAGUCUGAGGCUAGCAGCCACUGGAAAUCAGAGGCAGAGUUGUUUCGGUAUCCCAUUUGCUUGCGCACUGAGUUACAUGCCUCAGCCUCAGGACUUGUGGUUGUAUCUCAUGCAGCGGAUGAUCUUGCAGCAACUGCAGGAGGUGCAGCAGCUACAGCUGCAGCGUUGACUGUGGAGCUGGCACAGGACCAGGAACAAGACACGGACUCAUUACUUGGCGGUUCCAGCUUCCUCUCAUUUGGAGACUGGAAGAAGCAGAAUUUGGCCAAGGGUGGACAGCCAGCAGAAAAUGCGAAGGAUGGCAGACAACAAACGGGAAUUAAUAAUGCAUUAGACUCUUUAGGAGAUGAUGCAGAGAUUGAGCUGGAUUUUGGAGGAUUUGGAGCUGAGACCCCGGCUGUCAGUCUGACGUCUUGGGGUACACCUAUUCCAACACCGCAAGUGGAUAGGCAGGAUAAAGAUGUCUAUGAUGAUCCCACCUAUGCACAGGGCAUUGUACCGGCAGACGUCUCCCGCCGCAAAGAUGCCGGUACGACUUGCAAAGAGCGGUUCAACUAUGCUUCCUUUGAUUGUGCAGCUACGGUGCUCAAGACGAACUCCGAAUGUAAAGGCUCGUCCUCUGUGCUCCUUGAAAACAAAGAUAGUUACAUGUUGAAUGAGUGUCGGGCUAAGAACAAGUUCCUUAUUCUGGAGCUGUGUGAUGACAUUCUCGUGGAUACUGUCGUCUUGGCAAAUUACGAGUUUUUUAGCUCCAUCUUUCACACUUUCCGGGUGAGCGUCUCGGACAGGUACCCUGCAAAACCGGACCAGUGGAAAGAACUGGGGAUUUACGAGGCACGCAACACUCGUGAAGUGCAAGCUUUUGCCGUUGCAAACUCACUUAUCUGGGCUCGGUACCUCCGCAUUGAGUUUUUGACUCACUAUGGUCAUGAGUUUUAUUGUCCUGUCAGUCUUAUUCGUGUCCAUGGCACCACCAUGAUGGAAGAGUACAAACACGACGAGAGUGUUAGCCGCGAGGAGCCUGAGGUUGUAGAGGAAUCAGCGGAGAUAGCUGACCCUCCCGGGCUACCUAAUGGUGCAGAAACAGAAUCCCAAGCCGUUGAUGGGAUCUUUGUACCAGAAGCUGUGGUCAAAGAGGAACUCAGUAAUGUGCAGAACGAGUCUCUCCCGGAUCCUUUCACCGAACUGGAAAUGCUACUUUUUGGUGCUCCGACCAAGCCCGUAGAGACUUGUGGUAUAUUUGAGCAACCAAUGCAGCCAAUUUCCAAAACAGCCAAUACAGCCCAGACAGUCCAAACAUCGAACUCGACGGUUGUCAUGGGUGAUACUAUUUCUGCGACUCAGGCUGGUUCCUCUUCCUCAUCCAAAGCUGCAGAAGACAUUCGAAAGACAGGUGACCCUCAGGUUGUCGUGACGGCACCAGGUGCAUCCACAGCAGAAGCAGUAGCGGCAGUAGAGUCGGCUCAGCAAAACACUACAGCUGAGGACACCGGCAGGAGUACUAGUAACGCGAAAGAGGAGCAAACCAUGCAGGCACCACCAUCACCAGAACCUAUUAGACCUACAUCUACGCAGCCGCCAUCUGCCAAUCCCACUACUCAGGAGUCCUUCUUCAAGUCCGUUCACAAGCGGCUUCAGAUGCUUGAAUCCAAUUCUAGCCUCUCCCUACUAUACAUCGAGGAUCAGUCUCGCAUUCUUCGGGAUGCAUUCAACAAAGUAGAGAAACGCCAGCUAGCGAAGACAACCACUUUCCUCGAGAAUUUGAAUGUGACCGUUCUCAACGAGCUUAAAGAGUUCCGAGAACAGUAUGAUCAAGUUUGGAAGACCGUCGCGUUUGAAUUUGAGCACCAGCGUGUCCUAUACCGCCAGGAAGUACACGCUUUAAGUGCUCAACUAGGCGUUCUUGCAGAUGAGCUCGUCUCACAGAAAAGAGUCACCCUCAUCCAGAGUAUUAUGGUCCUCUGCUGUUUUGCCUUGGUCCUUUUCUCUCGAGGGAAUGUCAGCAACUACAUGGAAUUCCCUCGCGUACAGAGAAUGGUCAAUCGAUCGUACAGCUUGCGACCCUCAUCCCCGAUAUUCGCUUCUGCAUCACCCUCUGCGAGUCCUUCGUCUACACGGCCGACUUCCUCAUACCAUAAGAAUGCAAUUCACCGGCGGAAUCUGUCUGAUAGCAGCUCUACUUCACAAGAAGGCCCCGCAAGUCCGACAAUGGCUUAUGUUCCACCGACUCCUACGUCCGAUCUCGAUCAUGAACCAGACCAUGACAAGUGUGAGCAUACACAGACACCCCCUACACCUGGGACUCCACUCUACCGAUCUCAAAGCGUUCCUCUUGCUAUGAAUGGGAAGACGACCUCCGAUCUAGAGGACGAAGAUGUCGAAUUGGCAUCCUAA
This is a messenger RNA of Penicillium taxi, 2490 nucleotides long. RefSeq names its product Sad1/UNC domain protein. The record is from RefSeq and is a predicted model, not a curated record. Lineage: Eukaryota; Fungi; Ascomycota; Eurotiomycetes; Eurotiales; Aspergillaceae. The transcript has a single exon. Gene Ontology annotation, cellular component: membrane; cytoplasm. Gene Ontology annotation, biological process: protein folding in endoplasmic reticulum. Bases 1 to 2490 code for a protein of 829 amino acids.